Messenger RNA from Strongylus vulgaris, 348 nucleotides. The record is from the annotation of a GenBank genome assembly. Lineage: Eukaryota; Metazoa; Nematoda; Chromadorea; Rhabditida; Strongylidae.
AUGAUUUUAGUUCACUCGUCUUGCAUUCGCCUUGUUUUCGAAUUGGAGCGAGACGGUGGAAGAUUUGUUGUAGAGAAGUACAUUCCAAGUACACUAGCAAUGAUGUUUGCAUGGGUAGCUCCUUAUGUGCCUUACAAUUACGAGGAUGUUCGCAUCAUAACACCAAUAACGGUAUUGCUGACGUUAGUGCAAAUGGAGAAAGGUGACAAAGAGAUUAGGACUUCGUAUCUGACGUCUAUGGACAUCUGGUUUGCGGCAAUGAAGGCAUUCACAGCGCUUUCACUCGUUGAGAGUCUUGUCGUACUAGCGCUUAUUAAGCGGAGUAGAGCAGUGGUGAGAUUUAUUUAG